CCCAACCCCAGCCCUCCAUAUCUCCUCACAGAACUGCCAGCCCCAUCUAGAGUUAUUCCAGGAAUGCGAUGAUGAACAUGGCUGCCGCGAUGAAGGCACAGAAAACGGGACUGCUGGAGCUCCGGGUGACCGUCGACCGCUGGAUCCGGGUGUUGGCCACGCUCACCGAGGACACGCUGACGGUGAACCCCGAGGAGGGUGCCGAGGAGCCGCAGAAGCCCAACUCGAACCCCCCGGGUGCUAUCAACGGAGACCCCCCGAACCUUAGCUCCAGUCCUGUGCCGGAGACCAUCACCAACGUGAAGCGCACGGUGAGAGUCACCAAGCAAGAUGUCGGAGGACUUGGGAUUAGUAUUAAAGGUGGGAAGGAGAACAAGAUGCCCAUUCUCAUCUCUAAGAUUUUUAAAGGCCUGGCCGCUGACCAGACGGAGGCUCUUUAUGUUGGCGACGCCAUAUUGUCUGUCAACGGUUAUGACCUACGUGAGGCCACGCAUGAUGAGGCCGUGCAGGCCCUGAAAAAGACAGGCAAGGAGGUCAUUCUUGAAGUCAAGUACAUCAAGGAGAUGUCGGCCUUCUUUAAGAGCUCGGGGUCCCCUGGUGCAGCUCUCCCGUGGGAUUCACCUCCGCCUACACCUCAGAAGGGGGCGGAGCUCUCUGCCGCCGAGGCGAAGGAGCCCCGGAGUAUCUCGCUGAAAAUGUGCCAGGUGUCCCGCAAGCAGUGCCCACCCGACACAGAAAACCGGUAUUUUGAGGUGAUUUCACCCAAUAGGAAGAACUCUGUGUUCCUGCGGGCCAAAGACCCAGCCAUGGCCCAGUCUUGGUACAAUGCCAUUCAGGCUUGCAGUGCCAACCUUUUACCGCAAGCCAAGGAAGGGAUGAGGAGCUUGCAGCCUGGCAUGGAAGUCAAACACCUGGGCUGGAUUAUAGAACAGGUGGUGCAGGGUCCCGAGAGGCCGGUCCUUGCUGUGCUGACGGACCGAGAGCUGCUCCUGUACCCCUCCAUGCCCGAAAGCAAAGACACCAUCAGCAGUCCCACCAAGAGCCACCCUCUCAUCACUACCAGACUGGUCCACUCCGGCCCAGGAAAAACCUCUCCCCUCCUGGACUCUGAGCUGUCCUUCGGCCUGCGUUCAGGCACCAAGCAAGGCGUGGAGACACAUGUGUUCAGGGUGGACUCUGCCAAGGAGCUGUCCACUUGGACUCACCUGCUGGUCGACGGCUGCCACAAUGCUGCUGAGCUUAUCAAGGAGGUCACAACAGCCUGCAGCUGGAAUGGACAGGACUGCACACUGGGAGUGCACAUCGACGAGGGCUUCACACUGUUCACCGAAGAAAUGGGUGUCAAGAAAAACAUCCUCCUGCAGCAUCCAUUCGAGCGCCUAAGAAUGUCGUCCGAUGACGGCGUCCGCAUGAUGUUCCUCGACUUUGGAGGGCCCGAGGCUGAAAUUCAACUGGACCUCCAUUCUUGCCCCAAGACCAUAGUUUUCAUCAUCCACUCUUUUCUUUCUGCUAAAGUCAAACGACUUGGCCUCCUGGCAUGAUAACAUCCAGAACUAUUAGCCAUAGAUAUGUUUGACAAAUAAUACACACAAAAAAACCAACCCCGACAGACUUUGAACGAUGAUGGAGCCCAGCCGUGAUGGAUUCCCCUCUUUUGCGGCUCCUUUUUGUGAAAGACCGAUGGACCCUUUUUGUGUGAAAGUGAAAAGGUUUGACAGUGACUAAGCAGCAGUCUAGCACAUUAAGUCAUGAUUCGUGUAUGAUUUUAUUAGCAUUUCUCUCUAUCAUCAUCUGUCAUGAAUGGAUUGCCUUAUGUACUGCUUAUGUGUCACACAUGUCUUGGUUGAUGUUGGACAAACAUCUUUAUUUAAAAGAAGGCUUAAGUGGAGUGACAGGAUGACAGGACCGAUCACUGCGUGAUCUCAAAAGGAUGGAAACAUUCAUUCAUGUUUUACUUGCCUUCACUCAUUUUGAAGCCAAUUUUAUUUGAUUUAUUUUAGCUUAGCUUCACAAUUAGAAACCUUUAGAAGACUACUGACACAAAUGGCCUAAAAAGUAGAUGGAAUAUUUAUAAAUGACAAAGGCACGCCUCUUUUUGAGCUCUUGAAUGAACACACAUUCUCUACAAAGUGUAUCCGUUCGUUUAAUCGUACUGAAUAUGUUCAUUUAAACGUCAGAUUUUUUGUGUCAUCUGAACAUCAUUGGAGCCUUCUCAAUGCUCUCAGAGAACAGUUUAAAUAAAUGAAUACUUCUAUAUAUAUUGUAUAUUUAUGCUUCAACACACAAACCCUUUCAAAAUAAAAACAAAUGUAUAUUCUUAUUUAAACAAAGGUGUGCCUUCUUAAGGGUUGU
Molecule: messenger RNA, 2352 nt
Organism: Dunckerocampus dactyliophorus (ringed pipefish)
Lineage: Eukaryota; Metazoa; Chordata; Actinopteri; Syngnathiformes; Syngnathidae
Gene: snta1
Product: syntrophin, alpha 1
Exons: 8
Coding region: 69-1541 (490 amino acids)
Cellular component (GO): dystrophin-associated glycoprotein complex; sarcolemma; neuromuscular junction
Molecular function (GO): structural molecule activity; protein binding
Source: RefSeq, a predicted model, not a curated record